GGCGGGUCUUCCGGAAGCCCACCCUUCACCCGGAAAUGGUUACUGAGGAACAUGGCGUUGCUGGUGCGAGUCCUUAGGAACUACACCAACAUUUCCCAGUGGGUUCCAGUAUGCAGCAGAUUGUUUCCAGUGUGUCCUAUUCAAGGACAGUGGGGCAGGACUCUGUCUGGCACUUCCCAGUGGCCCCAGAUGAGCCAAUCCCAAACCUGCAGUGGAGCAGAAGAGAUUCCAGGAAUAGAUGUACAACAGAGCAGGAAGUAUUAUACCCCAAAUAAGCUUCCUACGAUCAAAGAUUUCCCACAGCCUGUGGAGGAAAAGGUUGGAAUCUUCACAAAGAUAAUAGAAGCCAUGGGAUUUACAGGACCUUUGAAAUACAGUAAAUGGAAGAUUAAGAUUGCAGCCCUGCGCAUGUAUACUAGCUGUGUGGAGAAAACUGACUUCGAGGAAUUCUUUCUAAGGUGUCAGAUGCCCGACACAUUCAAUUCAUGGUUUCUUAUAACCCUGCUUCAUGUCUGGAUGUGUCUAGUCAGAAUGAAGCAGGAAGGUCGGAGUGGGAAAUAUAUGUGUCGCAUCAUCGUUCAUUUUAUGUGGGAAGAUGUGGAGCAGCGUGGUAGAAUCAUGGGGGUUAAUUCUUAUAUCCUGAAGAAGAAUAUGCUUCUUAUGACAAAUAAUUUCUACGCAUCAAUCUUGGGAUAUGAUGAGGGGAUCCUCUCCGAUGACCACGGGCUGGCUGCUGCCCUCUGGAGAACCUUCUUCAACCAGCAAUGUGAAGACCCUCGGCAGCUUGAGUUGCUGGUGGAAUACGUGAGGAAACAGAUGCAAUACCUGGAUUCCAUAGACGGUGAAGACCUGCUACUGACAGGGGAGGUGAGCUGGCGCCCUCUGGUGGAGAAGAAUCCACAGAGCAUCCUGAAGCCUCAGACUCCCACUUACAAUGAUGAAGUCACAGAUAGACAGUUCUUGUUGCAGACCAGGCAGACCCAGCAACUUGUAACAUGCAGCCAGCGCUUGAAGGAGCCAGAUUGGAGCUGUCAUGUCUGUCAUGGUCUAGAGCCCUCACUUGUGGCUCUCAGGGUCUGUCACCGCUCACCUACUCCCCUUCCUCAGCUGAGAUAAAACCAGGUAUCCUGCCUGGGAGGUCUUGGGCUGUUUGACCUCUGUCCCUAUUCCAGCCUAUGUUUAUGAGUCUAAUCGAUUUCUUUCCUAACCAUCUGAACCCCCUGGCGUUACCUGGGAGCCUGCUGUGUUGCCUUU
This is a messenger RNA of Dipodomys ordii (Ord's kangaroo rat), 1254 nucleotides long. Its product is annotated as ubiquinol-cytochrome-c reductase complex assembly factor 1. The transcript is spliced from 11 exons. Gene Ontology annotation, biological process: mitochondrial respiratory chain complex III assembly. Bases 52 to 1116 code for a protein of 354 amino acids. The record is from RefSeq and is a predicted model, not a curated record. Gene Ontology annotation, cellular component: mitochondrion. Lineage: Eukaryota; Metazoa; Chordata; Mammalia; Rodentia; Heteromyidae.